Molecule: messenger RNA, 1566 nt
Organism: Fusarium vanettenii 77-13-4
Lineage: Eukaryota; Fungi; Ascomycota; Sordariomycetes; Hypocreales; Nectriaceae
Exons: 2
Coding region: 1-1566 (521 amino acids)
Biological process (GO): attachment of GPI anchor to protein
Cellular component (GO): GPI-anchor transamidase complex
Source: RefSeq, a predicted model, not a curated record
AUGGCGGACGUCCAAGAAUCGUCUCUGGCGCCGUCCGCAGAAAAUCCAGGGCUCAACUCACCUCCUCCCGAGAAGCCCUCCGAUGUUACCAGGCGCACCCGCGUCGUUGUGUCGUUCUGGCUUAUAGUACUGUUUCUAGGUCUUCCCAUCUGGUGGAAGACUACUACUAUUUACCGUGCCAAUCUUCCUCUCGAUGGGAUGCUAGAAUGGGCAGAGGGAAAGAUCUCCGUCAAGGCCGAUGCGCUCCAGGAGAAUGACGCCCAGAACCUCGUGCGCCUAACGCAGCACGCUCUCGACGACCACAAUGACUUUUCCGGUCAUCACCUCCGACUCCAGCUCGCCCCGAAAGAAUCCCCCACCGCCGAUGAUUCCCACGUUGCGUUGACGAUCCAGCUCACACCCGGCGAGAGCAACUCGGCUUCCCUAGACUCCGACUCUGCUGUUCUCAACAUCGCAUACCCUCCUAACGCCGUUCCUUCUUCCUCUUCUUCGUCUUCGACUCUUGCGACGUAUAUCGCCAACGAACUUCAGUCGACGUUUGUAGAGGAGCAGUCCAUCAUCUCGUACCUCCUCUCCACGUCUUCUGCCCCCGAUGCCAAACCCCCAGGCUUGAGUCCUGAGACGGUCGAUCAACUAUCGAAGCGAACCACGCGAUCACUCCGAUAUGCGCCGACGUACCACCUCACGUUUUCUCUAUUCACGGCCGGCGCUGUACCGAACACAUGGGACAUUGAGGCCGCGAUCGAAGAAUAUAUGAAGCCUAUGCUCGAUAUUCUAGGUCCUAUUCACAACUUCACCAUCGACACGCAGGUGCAGCUUUAUGCGACACCUGGCGCGCAGUCGCAGGUGCUCAGCAAGGAUGAUCUGGCCUCCUUCAUCAACGCCGCCGAGUGGCCUCUCUCGCCCUCGAUCGGUGGAGCCCCGACCGUCAACUUUGUCAUUUACGUGGGCGACCAAAAGAUUGGCCUCGACUCGGAAGCAGGAACCUCGUCGCAGUCUUGGAUGUUUCCGCAGUGGGGAAGCGUGUAUCUCCUCAAGCUUCCCGAGACGACGGCGCAUGUGUCGGCUGAGACGCUGAAGCAGCCAAUGUUGACGUUUAAUGGACAUUUGUUGUCGCUGCUGGGUACGCCGCAGUCUGGAUCUCUGCCUUUGAGACUGUCUACACUAUCGCGCAUUCGUUCUGCGGAUUUACUGUUGCAAGCUUCUUCAACGCUUGGAUCGCUGGCGCGAUUGUCUCUUGCUCUCCCAUCCAUUGCUAUUCCCCGCAGCGUCGCUGAUGGUGUUGCAUCAACCAUGGAGCAUCUCCAGCAAGCCUGCUCUAAUCUAGGUGACCCGUCUGGACUAUUGCAUGCAAGAAUCGCCGAGGAGGAAGCUGAGCGAGCAUUUUUUGAAAAGAGCAUGGUCGGACAGCUGUACUUCCCAGACGAGCACAAGAUCGCAGUCUAUCUUCCCCUUCUGGGCCCCGUGGGGGUUCCACUGGUGAUGGGGUUGGUCAACGAGCUGAGGGGAUGGAUCAAGAGGAGGAGACAGAGGGCAAAGGAUGCAGGCGAGAAGAAGGCGCAAUGA